AUGGACCUUUUGAGAAUCUCCUGGCUCCUGCUGAGUUACUUCGUGUGUUUCUUCCUUUUGGCAGGCUCCUUCUGGCACAUUACAGACCUCCAUCUGGACCCCCAGUACGAAGCAGUGCCAGACCCCCUGCAGGUGUGCCCAUCUGCUGGCUCCCAGCCAGUGGCCAGUGCGGGGGCUUGGGGCAAUUACUUGUGUGAUGCUCCCUGGAUUCUGGUCAACUCUUCUGUCUAUGCCAUGAAGAACAUCCUCCCUGACCCAGAUUUCAUUCUCUGGACUGGGGAUGAUACCCCACAUGUUCCUAAUGAAAAACUGAGUGAAGGAGCUGUGCUGGACAUAAUUAAACAACUAACUGACCUGAUCAGACGGGUAUUUCCAGACACUCAGGUCUAUCCUGCAAUGGGCAACCAUGACUUCCACCCCAAAAACCAGCUGCCAGCUGGGAACAACACGAUCUACAACAGAGUGGCGGAUCUGUGGCACCCGUGGCUGAGCAACUCCUCCAUGCUUACGUUCAAAGAAGGUGCUUUCUACAGUGAAAAGCUGCCCGGUUCUGGCCCAGCAAGGCGGAUGGUCGUCCUCAACACAAACCUGUAUUAUGAGAAUAACAAUCAGACCAUCAGCUUGGAGGAUCCAGGAGGCCAGUUUCAGUGGCUGGAAGAGACACUUACCAAUGCGUCGAAAGCAGGAGAAAAGGUCUAUAUCAUCGGGCACGUCCCUCCUGGCUUCUUUGAAAAGAAGCGAGGAAAGCCCUGGUUCCGAGAGCGCUUUAAUCAACGAUACACAGAAAUAAUCCAGAAGUAUCAUGCAGUGAUUGUGGCGCAGUUCUUCGGACAUCAUCACACAGAUAGCUUUAGAAUGUUUUACAGUAAUGAAGGUAUUCCAAUAAGCGUCAUGUUUUUAGCUCCAGCAGUUACACCUUGGAAGACAACCUUGCCCGGGGUGCACAACGGAGCCAACAAUCCUGGUAUCCGUGUCUUCGUGUACGACCAAGAGACCCUUCUGCUCAAGGACAUGGUGACUUAUUACCUCAACCUCACCCACGCUAACUUGGGCGCCCCAAAAUGGGAAAAAGAGUAUAACCUAACAGAAGCUUUCCAAGUCCCCGAUGGCUCGGUCCAGUCCAUGCAUCUGUUGCUAGAGAAACUCUCAAAGGACAACAGCCGCCUUCAGCAGUAUUACCGGUAUAACUCCGUUCAGUAUGACCUCACGGACUGUGACAGCAACUGCCAGACCGACCACAUCUGUGCCAUCCGGGAAGUCAGUUUUGCGAAAUACGACCAGUGUGUUAAAGUCAGAAGCGCUGCAGCGCCAUCUUCAGCCCCGCUGCUGGGCCUUCUCUUCUUUUGCUCAGCUGUGGGACUCCUUACUCUUGGACUCUGGAGUGUCUUGAACAAACAGGAAUGUAAGCGGGGUGGUGAGGAUUCCGCACAGAUGAAGGGAAUAUAG
Messenger RNA from Euleptes europaea (tarantolino), 1446 nucleotides. It is a transcript of the gene SMPDL3B, whose product is annotated as sphingomyelin phosphodiesterase acid like 3B. The transcript is spliced from 8 exons. The record is from RefSeq and is a predicted model, not a curated record. Lineage: Eukaryota; Metazoa; Chordata; Lepidosauria; Squamata; Sphaerodactylidae. Gene Ontology annotation, molecular function: sphingomyelin phosphodiesterase activity. The coding region runs from base 1 to 1446 and encodes 481 amino acids. Gene Ontology annotation, biological process: sphingomyelin catabolic process.